CUUCAUUCUGACGUUUGGCGUUUCCUAUUUGAGAUAGAACCCACCUCUUCCUGUCGGUGUCAGAGUAGUAACUUCACCAUAUUUAGUUGGUCAGAGCCCCGCAGAGUUGAGCUCAGGCAACGGGGCUGAAAAUCUUAGCCAUAUCGGCGAAUGCAACCGGGAGUUGACAGCCUAGAAACAGCGAGACUGGCCGCUGUUGGAGAGUGACAUCAGUGGAAACAAGGCUGCACAUCAAAACGGGUGCAAGCUGCCUAUCGACAGCAGACUUUGAGGGAUAAGUAACGUUAGUCGUCUAUUGUCGGAUGAGAAUUCUAACUAGUAGUCGUAGGUAGCUAACGUUAGAUGGCUAGCUGGCUAAUUAUCGCCAACGAGCAAGCCUUACUCGACUUCUGCUGGACGUAAAACCAAACUUAUCUAUGUUAUCGGAUUUUUAUUCAGCAAACUGGUAAGAAAAACUAAAGAUCCCAGUGAUUCUGCAAUUAUGAUAUCUUGACAUAAUUGUCAGCUAGCUAUGUUUGUCUCAAUCCACUUGCUAAUCUAGGAGCUAGCUAGUUGCUAGCUAGUUUAUCAGCGUUGUUUUGGCUCGAGCAAGUAUCGCCGUGGCAGUGAAAUCUGAUUGGAUACCUUGAUCGUGUGAACGACUUGCAGACACCGGGACACGGAAGACCCCCAUGCAAAGGGACUGGAAAAGGGGCCCGUUUGACAGUGAGCGGAGAGGAGAACUCGGGGGAACCCGUAACUACUCGGCUGCAUCGCCUGUGAGGCGUUGAACUGCCGAGAAACCAGAUUGAACCAAGCAAGGGUUCCUGACAUUUGACAUCUGUGAUCCGGGGAGUGAACCGGGCAGGGACCUCAUGAAUGGAAAUCGGAACCACAGGAGCCGUUGGAGCCCAGCCCCUGUUCACCGUGCCGCGGCGGCCUGGCUAUGGCACCAUGGGGAAGCCCAUCAAGCUGCUGGCCAACUGCUUCCAGGUGGACAUCCCCAAGAUAGACGUCUACCUCUAUGAGGUGGACAUCAAGCCCGAGAAGUGCCCGCGCCGUGUCAACAGGGAGGUGGUGGACUCCAUGGUGCAGCACUUCAAGGUUACCAUCUUUGGGGAUCGCCGGCCAGUCUACGAUGGGAAGAGGAGCUUGUACACAGCCAACCCGCUGCCUGUGGCAACCGCAGGGGUGGAUCUGGACGUCACUCUACCGGGCGAGGGGGGCAAGGACCGGCCCUUUAAGGUCUCAAUCAAGUUUGUGUCCCUGGUGAGCUGGCACAUGCUGCACGAGGUGCUAACCGGCCGCAGCAUGCCUGAGCCCCUGGAGCUGGACAAGCCCAUCAGCACCAACCCAGUACACGCUGUGGACGUGGUGCUGCGACACCUGCCCUCCAUGAAGUACACUCCGGUGGGUCGCUCUUUCUUCUCAGCCCCAGAGGGAUAUGACCAUCCCCUGGGAGGGGGGAGAGAGGUGUGGUUUGGUUUCCACCAGUCUGUACGCCCCGCCAUGUGGAAGAUGAUGCUCAAUAUUGACGUGUCUGCCACGGCCUUCUACAAAGCCCAGCCAGUGAUCCAGUUCAUGUGUGAGGUCCUGGACAUCCACAACAUAGACGAGCAGCCCCGACCUCUCACAGACUCCCACCGGGUCAAGUUCACCAAAGAAAUCAAAGGUCUGAAGGUGGAGGUGACACACUGUGGAACCAUGCGGAGGAAAUACCGCGUUUGCAACGUGACCCGCCGGCCCGCCAGCCAUCAAACGUUCCCUCUGCAGUUGGAGAAUGGUCAAACGGUGGAGCGCACGGUGGCCCAGUACUUCAGAGAGAAGUACAGCCUGCAGCUCAAAUAUCCCCACCUGCCCUGCCUCCAGGUGGGCCAGGAGCAGAAGCACACCUACCUGCCCCUGGAGGUGUGUAACAUAGUAGCAGGGCAGCGCUGCAUCAAGAAACUGACAGAUAAUCAGACGUCCACUAUGAUCAAAGCCACGGCUCGCUCUGCACCUGACAGACAGGAGGAGAUCAGCCGGCUGGUGCGCAGUGCCAACUACGAGGCGGACCCCUUUGUGCAGGAGUUCCAGUUCAAGGUGCGCGACGAGAUGGCCCACGUGACGGGGCGCGUGCUGCCCGCUCCCAUGCUGCAAUACGGCGGCAGGAACCGGACGGUGGCCACCCCAAGUCAUGGCGUGUGGGACAUGAGGGGCAAACAGUUCCACACGGGAGUGGAGAUCAAGAUGUGGGCCAUCGCCUGCUUCGCCACACAGAGGCAGUGUCGCGAGGAGAUCCUCAAGGGUUUCACAGACCAGCUGCGUAAGAUCUCCAAGGAUGCUGGGAUGCCCAUCCAGGGCCAGCCGUGUUUCUGUAAAUACGCCCAGGGAGCCGACAGUGUGGAGCCCAUGUUCAGGCACCUGAAGAACACCUACUCUGGACUGCAGCUAAUCAUCGUCAUCCUGCCUGGAAAGACCCCCGUCUACGCGGAGGUGAAGAGGGUGGGAGAUACUCUCCUAGGAAUGGCCACUCAGUGUGUCCAGGUGAAGAACGUGGUGAAGACGUCCCCCCAGACCCUCUCCAACCUCUGCCUCAAGAUCAAUGUCAAGCUGGGGGGCAUCAACAAUAUCCUGGUGCCUCACCAACGACCCUCAGUAUUCCAGCAGCCUAUCAUCUUCCUGGGGGCGGAUGUUACACACCCCCCUGCUGGAGACGGGAAGAAGCCUUCCAUCGCUGCAGUGGUAGGCAGUAUGGAUGCCCACCCCAGCAGGUACUGUGCCACAGUGAGGGUCCAGAGGCCCAGGCAGGAGGUGAUCCAGGAUCUGGCCUCUAUGGUCCGAGAACUGCUGAUCCAGUUCUACAAGUCGACCCGCUACAAGCCCACCAGGAUCAUCUUCUACAGGGACGGAGUGUCAGAGGGCCAGUUUAGACAGGUGCUGUACUACGAGCUGCUGGCCAUCCGCGAGGCCUGCAUUGGCCUAGAGAAGGAGUACCAGCCCGGCAUCACCUACAUCGUGGUCCAGAAACGCCACCACACCCGCCUCUUCUGUGCCGACCGCAAUGAAAGGGUUGGACGUAGUGGAAACAUUCCUGCUGGCACCACGGUGGACACGGACAUCACGCACCCCUACGAGUUUGACUUUUACCUCUGCAGUCACGCUGGAAUACAGGGCACCAGUCGGCCCUCCCAUUACCACGUCCUGUGGGACGACAACUGCUUCACGGCCGAUGAGUUCCAGCUGCUCACCUACCAGCUCUGCCACACCUACGUGCGCUGUACCCGCUCCGUCUCCAUCCCUGCGCCAGCCUACUAUGCCCACCUGGUGGCCUUCCGUGCCCGCUACCAUCUGGUGGACAAGGAACACGACAGCGCGGAGGGCAGCCAUGUUUCUGGGCAGAGUAACGGUCGGGACCCCCAGGCUCUGGCCAAGGCGGUGCAGAUUCACCACGACACGCUGAGGACCAUGUACUUCGCCUGAGCACCACCCCACACCACCAUCACUGCAUUUAACACACACACACACACCUGCCUCACACACACACACCCCGCCUGCCAGUUAAGGAGGGUUGCAGCCCCCCACAACUAGUCAAUCCGGACCUGACACUGUGUAGAGGGAAGAGGAGGGGGGUGGGGGAAGCCCCCCGCAAUGGACUGAGGAUGCAGACAGAUGCUGCUUUAAAACAAGAGAGGAAGAACUCGGCACUAUUAUGCAAUAUUAAACCAGCCAACUGCUUUUCCUGGGCACCCCGACUCCGCCCCCACCCUCCUCCAGUCCCUCCCUCCUUUUCUUUGGUCAUGAAGGAGAUCUGUUGUUUUGAUUCCGGAUGUGUAUGGUCGACGUUGCAGAAAUCGUUCCCCUUUUGUCAUCAUGCCUUUUUACCUCAACUCAGUUUUUAACGGCAGCACUUUCUGCCCUUUUUCGUUUGUUA
This is a messenger RNA of Coregonus clupeaformis (lake whitefish), 3892 nucleotides long. RefSeq names its product protein argonaute-3 (gene ago3a). The transcript is spliced from 19 exons. The record is from RefSeq and is a predicted model, not a curated record. Gene Ontology annotation, molecular function: protein binding; RNA binding. Bases 859 to 3441 code for a protein of 860 amino acids. Gene Ontology annotation, biological process: regulation of stem cell proliferation; regulatory ncRNA-mediated gene silencing. NCBI's taxonomy places the organism in Eukaryota, Metazoa, Chordata, Actinopteri, Salmoniformes, Salmonidae.